This is a messenger RNA of Thrips palmi, 4495 nucleotides long. RefSeq lists its product as uncharacterized. Lineage: Eukaryota; Metazoa; Arthropoda; Insecta; Thysanoptera; Thripidae. The record is from RefSeq and is a predicted model, not a curated record.
GGGAGAGAGGGACACACUAACACCAAAGCAGAGCAGACCGCUGGCACUGUACUCGCGGCGCAAAUUGUGCGCCAAGUAAUUUAUGAACUGAAUCUGUGAUGCUGUUAUCUAGUGCAUUGGUGGUGUUAUUUUUCCUGUGAAUAGUCCUUGAGUGUUGUCUGCGAUAUAAGCAGGCAUCCAAAACAAAACACCCAACUCGACCUGAACCAACGGUUUGGGUGCCUAUUUUGCUGCUUUCCAAGGAAGAUCCCAGGAAAAUGUCUCGAACUGCAGAAGAGCAGCUGCUCUUGGAGGAGCGUAUCCAGGCAAUGAAGCGGAAAAAUGAGGAACUGCGGAGAAGACAUAUGGAAGUAGAAGCUGACAAACAGUCCGCAGCGAAGCAGAAUGCUCUUGUCAAGAUGAAUGUCCCUCAUGAUGAUGAUUGGGUGCCUGGAAGGGUUGUUGAUAACCCUCGUCAAGAUCGUCCUCAGCAGGACAAUGACCCAUCAUCCCCAUCGGCUCAAGACCGUAGUGAUGAGAGAAGCCAGUGGCCUGAUCAACGCCGCAACCGCCAGUUUGAAGAAGGAUCCCCACACCCUAAGCAUAACUCGCAGAACUUCUCUGGAAGACGUGAUUACCAAGGCAAUCGUCAGAGGUCUGAUGGAGAUUGGUCCUCUGGCAAUGAAAAUCGUCGUUCUGGGGAUUGGCCUAAUCGCUCCAAUGAUGGAGGAAGGCCAAGGGAGUGGGGCACGCAGGGCAGCCGGGGAUAUAGGAACAGUGCUGCUUCAGGCUCUGGGGAUGGCUCCAAGAACUACCCCACAACCUUCACUUCAAAAGUGUUCAAGAACAGUUCCAUGGACCCUGAUCGAGGAAAGCGCCCUGGUUAUAGACUAGCUGAGGGCGAUGGACCUCCACCAGAUCCGUCCUACUCAUUCCUAGGAGAUUCUAUGCGGGAUUCCCCGGAGUCAGGCGGGGGAGACAAGCGAAGGGGAGCUCCAAAGCGGGGCUUCCCAAGAUCACGAGGGAGAGGAGGUCAAUCCUGGAACCACAGAGGCUUCCAUGAUUCAGCAAAUGGUGACUUUGAGGACCGUACUGAAACCCAACCUAGGAAUCAAGAUGAUCCCAAGCAAGAUGCAUGGCGGCGUGAGCGAAGCAAAAUUGAUCAAGAGCGUAUUAACCGUCAAAAAACCUCUGAUGGGAAUUGGAGUAGAGAGUGGGACAACAAUAAGGUUUUGCAAGAGGGUAGUGACAGGCCUCAUCGCUGGAGAAGAGGAAAUCAAAAUCAAAAUUAUGGUUAUAGUCAACCACGAAGAGGUUUUCAUGACAAUAGUAAUAAUGGUCCAAACCAGAGCUACGGGCCCAGGGGUGAUACUUCCACAGUUGUGGAGAAAGCUGACGGCACAGAUUCCUCUCCAAGGCCUCCAUUUGGUCGAAGAGGACGCUUCACACAUCAGCAAAGGUUCAAGGAUAACACUAGGUUCAGCAACGGGUCUGCUCAGCAAGCUAUCCCUAAUGAGCCAAACAUUUCUAAAGAAGCCAGUGAUGCGGCCCUCAUUGAAUCCAAUGUCACAUCAGUGGAAAAGCUUCAAGUAUCUCUGGUCUCUGACGCAUCAAGUGGUCAGAUGAGACGUAGUGUUGAAGGUCAAGGAGGCAGCCUCCGUGUCAGUAAAGAUGAUGAAUCUUCCGACAGUAAAACAGUGGACCAAAAGCGUCAGCAUAAAAGAGUGAAAAAAGGAAAGCGUAACAGAGUUUUCUCAUCAACAAGCACUGGCACGACGGGUACUGCAGAGGACGACAACCAGUCUUGGGAAGACUUGUCCUCCGAUGAGGAGGCUGUAUCUGUUCUUGCUGAACUUGAAAAAGUUCGCAGCGACAUGGCAAAAUGUGUUGAUGUCUCCUCAGGCCCUGAAUCACUGGACCCUGUUCCUGCUCCAGGGAAAGAGGAUGAGUUCCUUUGGGAUGAUUUUCAUCCUGCCGGCUUCCAGGACAAUGAGAAUGUCACUCUGCAUUUGACGGCGGAGGCAGCUUAUCAAGCUCUGCUGGAUGGGAAGGCCAAAGAGAUUGCAGCGGGUGCAGAGUGUCCGGAUGGUGAGGCCAACAUUUCUCCGCAACCUCCUCAAGUGUCAUUUAGGCUUGACACGGCAUGCCUGGAGGAUAGCGGUGAUGAGUUAGAAGGGGCCAAGCUGGAUCCCCUCCUUGUUACCACUCAGAUUGUGCAGGCUGAAGUGGACUGUAUGUCUUUGUCUUCCCUCCCCCCUGAUACAUCAUUACCCGAGGAAGUCUCCCAAUUCAUCAAAACGAUUCGAGAGGAAGAUGGCAACAAAGUGACUGAAGCUGAAGGUGUAGUCAAACAAACUGGUGAUGUAUCUGCAGAGGAACUGUCAGGCCCAGUUUCAAUUUUGGAUGUACCUCAGAAGGAAAAGCCUGCAAAUGAGCUUUGUCUAGCAGACAAGCUAAGGAUGGAGGAAGCAGGUUCUAUCCAGCAUGUUUCUGAAAAAUCUGAAGAAGGAGUGCCUCACAGUGGAGCUGCAUCAAUGUCAGAAUUAGAAGCUGAUGCUAAUCUCAGGGAGCAAGAUCUUGAACAGGAACCAGAAAAGAAGGAUGAUUUCAAGCAGGAUGUAGGGGAAAAGGAGGACCCUCAAGAAAAGAAAAAUGAUCUUAAGCAGGAACCAGAAACAAAGGAUAAAGCACAAGAGGUGGAGGAAAAGGAAGGUCCAAACGCAGUUCUUGAAAAGACAGAAAAUGUUCAAGACCCCAUUCUUGCCGGUGUUCCCGCUGGCAUUGAGUCAUCCAAGGAAACUGCUGUAAGUGAGCUAACAACUAAAAUGGAGUCUGAGGAAUGUGUCAAAGAAGCAUCUGCUCUGAUGAAUGAUGUUGAAAAUGUAUCUGAGAAUAGGUCAAAUACUGUAUCUGACAACAAGGAAAAUGGUGAUGCAAGUGAUAUUGCAAAUAAGUCCUCCAUUGUUUCUGAUGAAGCAACUCUCUCUGCCAAAGAGAAAUCCGAAAGCAAUAAAUCGUCAUCUCCUAUAAAUUCUUCUGAAAAAGUGCCUGUUGGCCAAGAGUGUGACAGUCAAGAUGUGAAAAGUGAAGAAUCCGUAGAACAAAAUACUAGUUCGUAAUGUUUCUUUGAUGAAUUUUGCUUUUUUACAAAAAGCCUGUAUCAUCUGAAUGAAAUGGAAUUUCUAUAUUGAAACAGUUGCAUCACGGCAUAAGCAGCUAAAUCAAAUUUAGUUGUGAUGUUAUUUGUUAUCAUGUUCCUUGUGCGUUUAAUUUGUAUUCAGUAAGUAUCAUUUUACUUACUUGUUUCAAUUUUUAGAAUUUAUGAAAUUUUAUUAUGAUGCAUAUACUUAUAUCAUAUGCAUAUGACUCUGAUGUUGUGUAAUGAGUAUUUUUUUGUUUUGUUUUAUUUCACCCAAAUGCAGCAGUCUCACUGUUAAUAACCAUUCUAUGUUGAAUCAUUUGUUUCCUUUCAAACAAUGGAACAAAGACAAUAGCUAGUGGUACUACUUUUAUUGUGUUUUAUCAAGAUUAACUUAUUUUGUAGUUUUAAACAAUAAGCUUAUGCACUAUAUGUGCCAAAAUGAUUGCAUGUUAUGCAAUUACAGCACCUGUUGAAAAUAAUGAACUGAUAUCAAAUUCAAGUAGAGGAAAUCUUGGCAGUGUUGGAAAAGUGUGGUCAUGCUGAUGAAUUUGUCAUUCCCGUCCUAUUGUCUUGGCUGUGAUCAGUGAUUUGUAUGUCUAUUGAUUGCAAAAGAUCAAUUCAAAGAUUAAGCUUUUGCAUAAUUGACAGGGAACCGCUAGGUAUCAUCAAUUUUAUCUAUCUAAAAGGUUUUCUGUUCAAUGCCAAAUUGCUAAAUUUUUCCCUAAUAGGUAUUGAGAAUCUAUAUUGUUUUGUCCGUUCGUCUCUUGAAAUUUAACGAUGUGUCUUAAAUACUUCCAUUGAACAACAUUCAAAGAACAUGUCUUUUACUGUGUAUCGUAUUGACUUCACUCUCAUCUUAUUGCUAGGUGUUCUUGAACCUCUAUCCAUAGCCCUUUUCCAUAUUGGAGACUUACAAUUUCAUAUCUUACAAAGUGAAGUUCUCAGUAUUCUGAAUACUUCAACUGUGACUGCUCUUUUUUAUGCAUUGAUAAGCUGUGUUUCCCUGUCCAUUUCUGGAUUUUUUGUGCUUAAUCCUCAAGUCUUGCCUCAGAAUUAUAGAUAAGAGAGACAGUUUUCAUUGAAAUUGAAAAUAGUUGUGACUUAAUUUGUCAACAAAAAGAGUGCAAUUUCUAAUAUGCUCAUGCUAACCAUGUCAACUAUCUGUGUGUUUGGGUGGGUGGGUGAUUGAUUGUAACAUUUCUUUUUACAUUGAGAGUACCAUUAUUUUAUCUCUCAACUGUAAUUUUGGUCUUGCUUCUUCAAAUGUACCAAAAACAUAAUAAAUUGAGUCUGUGAUUACUGGCUAGGCUUUUAAGGAAACAAAAAGGAACAUUGUCUCUCUAAUUUGAAAAGAAAUACUACCUGUACAUGCUA